Molecule: messenger RNA, 3882 nt
Organism: Equus caballus (horse)
Lineage: Eukaryota; Metazoa; Chordata; Mammalia; Perissodactyla; Equidae
Gene: PIP5K1A
Product: phosphatidylinositol-4-phosphate 5-kinase type 1 alpha
Biological process (GO): phosphatidylinositol phosphate biosynthetic process
Cellular component (GO): plasma membrane
Molecular function (GO): 1-phosphatidylinositol-4-phosphate 5-kinase activity
Source: RefSeq, a predicted model, not a curated record
CAGUGCCUGAAUUUCCCUGGCCACCCGGAGUGGAGCGGCCGGGUUGGGCGACAAACAGGCUGUGGCUAGGGGGGAGGGGGAGAGGGCAUUUGCUCCUUCGGGACUUCUCACGCCUCCUAAUUCCGUUGGGUGUGGUUUGGUCCGCACACAGGGUCCCGCAAGCCAGCUUAAGCCCACUCCCUUGUGAAAGGGGAAAGUAGCUCCCGCGGAAAGCAGUUAAAGUUGAGGGGAGUGUGAGAGACGGAGUUCUCCCCCAUGCUAGCCGAAUGGUGCGGCCCUGAGGUGGUCCUGGAGCCGGCCCGACGUGUCUGAGAGAGGCCCCAGGGGGGCGGGGAGGUGGCCCGCGGAACGCGGGUUCUGUGAGGAGACGUGGGGAAGAUUCGACUCUGAGAAGAGGAAGAGCCGGAUUGAAAGGGAGCGAGGCCGCUGAGGGGGAGGGGGCUGCCAAGAUGGCGUCGGCCUCCUCUGGGCCGUCGGCGGUCGGGGUUUCAUCCGUGGAUCCCGGGGUCUCUUCCGGUGCCUCGUCCUCAGUGGAAGCUAUAGCCUGUGAACUGAACAACAGAGAUAACACCAGGCCAAAGAAAGAACUGGGUUUCAACUUUCUGUGCUGUGGGGUCAACCGUAAGAGAGCAUCUGGAAUCAAGAGACCCAUGGCACCUGAGGUGCCUUGUUCCUCUGGCAUGCCCAUCAAGAAAAUAGGCCACCGAAGUGUUGAUUCCUCAGGAGAGACAACAUAUAAAAAGACAACCUCAUCAGCCUUGAAAGGUGCCAUCCAGUUAGGCAUUACUCACACUGUGGGGAGUCUGAGUACCAAACCAGAGCGAGAUGUCCUCAUGCAAGACUUCUACGUGGUGGAGAGUAUCUUCUUCCCCAGUGAAGGGAGCAACCUGACUCCUGCUCAUCACUACAAUGACUUUCGGUUCAAGACCUAUGCACCUGUUGCCUUCCGCUACUUUCGCGAGUUAUUUGGUAUCCGGCCUGAUGAUUACUUGUACUCCCUCUGCAGUGAGCCACUGAUUGAACUCUGCAGCUCCGGGGCUAGUGGCUCCCUCUUCUAUGUGUCCAGCGACGACGAAUUCAUCAUUAAAACAGUUCAACAUAAAGAGGCGGAGUUUCUGCAGAAGCUGCUGCCAGGAUAUUACAUGAACCUCAACCAGAACCCUCGGACUUUGCUGCCUAAAUUCUAUGGACUGUACUGUGUGCAGGCAGGUGGUAAGAACAUUCGAAUUGUGGUGAUGAACAAUCUCUUACCACGGUCUGUCAAGAUGCAUAUCAAAUAUGACCUCAAGGGCUCAACCUACAAACGGCGGGCUUCCCAAAAAGAGCGAGAAAAGCCUCUCCCCACCUUUAAAGACCUGGACUUCUUACAAGACAUCUCCGAUGGUCUCUUUUUGGAUGCCGACAUGUACAAUGCUCUGUGUAAGACCCUGCAGCGCGACUGUUUGGUUCUGCAGAGCUUCAAGAUCAUGGACUAUAGCCUCUUGAUGUCAAUCCAUAACAUAGAUUAUGCACAACGAGAGCCCUUAGGCAAUGAAGCACAACACUCAGUUGACACUCGCAGACCAGCCCCGCAAAAGGCUCUCUAUUCCACUGCCAUGGAAUCUAUCCAGGGCGAGGCUCGGCGAGGUGGCACUAUGGAGACUGAUGACUAUAUGGGUGGCAUCCCUGCCCGGAACAGUAAAGGGGAAAGGCUGCUGCUUUAUAUUGGGAUCAUUGACAUUCUACAGUCUUACAGGUUUAUUAAGAAGUUGGAGCACUCUUGGAAAGCUCUGGUACAUGAUGGGGACACUGUAUCGGUGCAUCGCCCAGGCUUCUAUGCUGAACGAUUCCAGCGCUUCAUGUGCAACACAGUGUUCAAGAAGAUCCCCUUGAAGCCUUCUCCUUCCAAAAAGUUUCGGUCUGGCUCGUCUUUUUCUCGGCGAUCAGGCCCCAGCAGCAACUCCUGCGUUACUUACCAGCCAUCGGUCUCUGGGGAACACAAGGCACAAGUGACAACAAAGGCGGAAGUGGAGCCAGGCGUCCACUUCGGUCGUCCUGAUGUUUUACCUCAGACUCCACCUUUGGAGAAAAUCAGUGAGGUCUCGACUAUUCCUGACCCCUAUCUCUCACCUGUAGUUGGAGAGACUUUGCAAAUGCUAACUACAAGUUCAACCCUCUUGGAAAAGCUUGAAGUUGAAGACUCAUAGUUCACCCAUUGAGCAAAAAAACUCAGAAGACCUGGAACAAGAUUCUGCUGUCUCUUGUGAUCCCAAGAUGUCAGCCUUGCCCCAGCAGUGCUGAGUUUUCUUCUUGGUCAUCAAAAAAGGAGCGUAACGGAGACUAGGGGAGCUCUCUAUCUCCUUCCCGAAGAAGAACCUCUUCUCCUUCCCCUUCCUCAUGAAUGGGCAUUAGUGCCUCGGACAGUUGAGGACAGCUGCAUCCUCUCCACUCCUGAGUUGGGCGGCAUGAAUUUUCAACUGGCCAACCUUGGGUUCCACAAUUGAAUUUUUUCAAAUCCCCAUUCUUCCUGCUAGAAGUGGGGUUGCUGGACUUGGUGGUUUGGUGGUUUUCUUCCCCCUCAUGCACCUUUCACUAGGAGCUGGACUCUUAAUUUCCUCAGGACAAACUGGCUGGCACAUUAUCCCCACCUCAGCUCUUUCUCUCUGGAAGAAGACCCUGUAAUCUUUGUAAAGGUUUUUGGGGGAGUAAGGUAUUUAACCACCUCCCAGCUGCCUUCUUUUUUUCCUUCAAAGAGGGAAAGAAAAAGUAGUGCGCAGCAUACGAUUUGAAGCCAGACAGUUUCAGAUCAGAACUCCAGAAGUGUCAGAGAGAUGGCUAUUCAUAACGUUCCCUCAGAAGAGCCCUGGUGUUUGAGAAACAGAAGUGGGGUGGUUGCUCUGCCAGGAGCAGCUCCUCUUUAACUCCUCCUCUCUUGAUGAAUUUCUUAAGGCUGAAGGAAUGGAGAGAGUGGGACAUGGGGUAAUCUUUACCCCUUUUUUUUAAAACCAUAGGGCAGUCAUGGGGGUAGAAGAUCAGAGCCCUUCCUAAGCAGGACCCUACUCACUGCCAGGCUAUAAUGAUUAUUACUGUUUUGCAAUUUGAAAUGUAUUCUGGUUGUUUUUCUAAAUAUGAAGGCUUAUCAAAUGAAUUUUAGAUCCUUCUCCAAAGGAGGUUUCUUCCUUGCUCUUCCCACCUAUUCCGACAGUAUUCUGCUGUUCCUGGAGCUGCAGUGAAGAGUGGGAUACCUGUGUCUGUUUAAUGGCAGUCCAUAUCUAUGAGGCUGGAGAAUAUUCUCUUAAACUCGUGGGGAGCCAGCAGAUUCUUGCUUCGGUGAGGUCAUUGCUGUGCCACAUGCCCUGCCCCCUCUCUUCAUGCAGCGAACUUGGAAAUGGGCGCUAUAUAAUCCUUUUCCUCCCCAUCUCCAGGUAUGUGGUUCUCCAUGUGAUCCUCCUACUCCUGUCAGGGCAUGAAGGGGGCCUGGCGUCUCAGGCAGAUUGUUGAAUUCCCAUACUAUCCCCUUUCCAUCCCACCCUACCUUGAUAGUAGGUUAGCCCAUAUCCUAACUGUCUAUAACUGUCUAUAUUAGACACCCCCAGCCAGCUUCUGGCUGCCUGUCUUUGCUGCCAUGUUCUUUUUUACAAGAAGGAAAGAAACAAUUCUUGCUAUUUUUUUCAUAAUUUACUAUUUAUGAUGUAUUUAAGUGUUUUAUUCAGGACAGAGUUCUGUAGGGGAUGGGAGGGAAUAUUUGAGGGAGGUUGGGUCUUAGGGAAGGGAAUGGGAACUCAGCAUUUUUAUGAAAUGUCACUAUUUGCCGCUACUUUGUAUUGUUCACAAAUGGCAAAUGCAAUAUAAAAGUGAUGAAUAUCUGGUUUUAAUCUAUUAAACUUUCAUCAGUUAUUUAGA